AUGUUGGCACUGUUGUUGUGUGUGUAUUUCAGUGGGCUGAUUGGGCGCUCCUGGGCCAUGGUGUUUAUGAGUGGUGGCUACAGAGUGAAGAUCUAUGACAACCAGCCUGGCCAUGCUGCCAGGGCCAUCCAGGAGGUCAGGUCAGUCCUGAAAAAUAAGGCGAAACAUUAACAAAAUGUCUCAUAACAACAUCAACUCAUACAUAACAACUCAUACAUGACCUAAAUACCCCUCAGUCCUUUUUGCACUCACACUGAAGACACAAGACCAAAACAUGAUCAGUGAAUCCUUUUAACUGUAUAAACCCUGUGUGGCCGCUGCUGACCCCGGCACACAUGUAUGACAGAGUCGGCAUGGAUUCAGAUCCGCUCCACUGCCCUUUGACUCCCCUCCCCCUCCCCCUAUCUUCCCCGUCUUUCCAACACUUUACUAUCUCUUCAAUAAAGCAAAAAAAAUGGGCACUACCCCACUCCUUAAUUAUUAUAAUAAAAAAAUAAAAAAAUGUAUAAAUCAAUCAACAACCAUAUAGUAGGACUGUGUUAAAAACAUGGUUGAACAUUACGACAUGACACAGGGCUUUAGAUGAAUAUGGUCCUUUUUUUGUUUUGUUUUUUAUUUAGCCUUUAUUUAUACAGGUUUUUCUCAUUGAGAUAAAAUCUAUUUUUCAAUAGAGACCUGGUCCAACAGCAGCAGGUCCUAUCUCCCCUAUGAUGUAUUUUUUUUUACAUUAUAUGUAAUAGGAUUUAACCACAGAUAGAACAAUGAGCCAGAUAUUUCACCAGAUAUAUAAAUGUGAAGCAUCCAGUUGCCAUUUCCACUAUCAAAUAUGGUGAUGAGAGGAAGCCCAGUGGCCAAAACUAGAAUCUAUAACAAACAGAGUGGACUUUGUUUUGUAGACUUUGCCUUUUGCCAAAGUUUCAAAAAAGUGUGUUGUUUAGAAGGAGUGCAAGGGCGAGUUAUUGCACAAGCGCACUUCACAGAAUAGGCAUUCCCUAACAGAAAUAUGCAAAUAAAUGCUAGAACACACCAAUAGGAUCUCACUAGCUCGUGCUUGGCUCUGCCCGCCUCCUUGCUUGUUCUGCCCACUAUGAUUAAUUUGCUCCUAUUGAAAACGACAGGCACUGGUCUAUCUUGGGUUAGUUAUAAAAAUCUGGUAUCCAUCAUACCACUGGCCUCAGCAUAGAGCUACCGGAAAGAUAUGUUUACGUAUAAAGUUUUCAUUUACUUCACUUUGAAAUGACAGUUUGAAAAACAGAUGUCUGUUUGGAUUAUUAAGUGAUUUGACCACUACUCAAAGCCUCGAAAGCAUAGGGAAUGGACCAUUGCAUUUAUUGUUGGCUCGAAAACCAACCUGGUAACAUUCAGUUCUCAUGGUUACAGUGAGUUCAGAUAUGUGCCCUGAGGUUUUGCUUCAGUUUGACGUUUCUCUGUUAUUGACUGUCAUUGUAUUUACAUAAAGGCUGUCAUGUAAAUGAUGCAAUCUAAUGAAACCACUAAUGUUCAGCCCAUUCACAAUGUGGUAAAGUUCUCAACCUGUCUGUUGUUAUUGUGUUUUGCCAGUCUCCCAUGGUUUUUGUAAUGGGAUCAAUCGGACAGGUACAGAUACGGUGUUACAGUGUAUUAAUUAUGUAGUCAGGUGGCACGCAAUGACUCUCCUUCAUAUUCCAGAGGUCACUGAGUUUCUGUAUAGUUAUGGGUCAUUGAAAAAUACCUUGGGUUGUGUGUGUGCCUGUGUGGGUGUGUUAACCCAUUUUCCUUGUGUGGUGGCCCAGGAAACAGCUUGAGGAGCUGCAGGAAGCCCACAUGCUGAGGGGGCAGCUGAGUGCCUCAGAGCAGCUAGCCCUACUGAGCAGCCACGAUGACCUCCCUCAGGCACUAGAGGGAGCCUUCUUCAUCCAGGUACAGUAGGCUGACUGGUAUGAGUAUCAUCUAUGAGGAAAAUGCCCUUUCAUGCUGGAAUAGCAAUAAAACUUCGCUAGGAUGCAUCUCAAUCAGAGUAUGUGAGCGGAGUUGAGUGGUCGGAAAUCCCGCUCCACAUCCUUUGCAAACGCUCCUUCAUAGAAAGAAAAAUGCUGCUCCAAAUUCGCUCCAUUCAUUAAAAUCACAAUUUAACCAACACCCAUCUAUUUUUGUGACUACCUGGACCUACCAUUUGCUUUGAAGUAUUGAAACCAAACCAUAUGAUUUGAAUGAAAAGUAUUUUAAUAAACAACAGGAAAAGGUGACUGUAAGAAGCGCUCAUCAUUUUAAAUAUGCUACACGUCGUAUUAAACAGCAUAUAAACACUUUAAAUAGGUCAGGAGCCAGACAGGUAGCCUAAGAAGGAAUUAAAAUGAAUUAUUUAUGCUAUAUUAUUGAAAUUAUUUCAAGGCUAUAGCCUACAAAGAAAUCAAUUGUAAAGCAUUUGCGAGUGCGACACACUAGGCUGGCAGGGACAUUAAGCGCUCAGCGUUUAAAUAACAUUUCGUUGUAUUAAAUAAUUAGUCUAUAAAUUACACAUAUAGGCUGCGACUUACUUAGAGUUAAAUACAAAUUAAACAAAAAAUGCCUUAUUAGGCUCCAUCUACAGUGCCUUUGAAUUCAUUUUUAGAAACAUGAGUUUGGCCAGAGUUUGUGGUUUCAGCCUCAUGCGAUGGUGCCUGGAGACCAGGCCAGCAGCGGAGAAUACCCACUCAGCACAUGCAGAGCCACUGGGGGUGCUAAACACCCUUCGGACCACUCUUGCCAGGCUUGGCAGGGAUGCGUAGUUGUUUUUAGAUUUUUCUGUAGGUAGGAUUUUAGGUAAAAUAACCCUAUCAAAACAGAAAGCUCCUUGAAAGAGGUAAUAUGCCAGGACUAUUGGGCCAAAAUCAAUGAUGGCCUUUUGUAUAGAUAAUAGAACGAAAAUUAACGAAACUUUUAAGAGAUCUGAUUUUUAAAUACUUUGCUACAAUGACACACUUAGCUAGCUACCCACCUCGUUCCUUUCUGUUGGAAUUUGCACGUAGUAAGAACACCAUCAUGGUAUAGUAAGUACACCAUCAUGGUAUAGUAAGUACACCAUCAUGGUAUAGUAAGUACACCAUCAUGGUAUAGUAAGUACACCAUCAUGGUAUAGUAAGUACACCAUCAUGGUAUAGUAAGUACACCAUCAUGGGAUAGUAAGUACACCAUCAUGGUAUAGUAAGUACACCAUCAUGGUAUAGUAAGUACACCAUCAUGGGAUAGUAAGUACACCAUCAUGGUAUAGUAAGUACACCAUCAUGGGAUAGUAAGUACACCAUCAUGGUAUAGUAAGUACACCAUCAUGGGAUAGUAAGUACACCAUCAUGGUAUAGUAAGUACACCAUCAUGGGAUAGUAAGUACACCAUCAUGGGAUACGUGUCUUUUCAGAUUCCGCAAUGAUUCCUUAGUUGUGGACACUACAUCACCGCACUCCCUCUCUUGCUCUUGGUCCUCCUCAUCUUUGUAAGUCACCUUGAUUUUUUACCUGUGUGUUUUAUCAGUUUCUUUAUGAAAAUAUUUAAUAUACUAAAUGACAGUAGCUAAAGCAAGUGGCUAUAGCAGCACACUAGUAGACUACAAAUGCAUGCUGAGCCGGGCAUGCCCUGAGCUCAUAAGGUGAGCGCUACUGGAGCGAAAUUGGAGAGGGUGAGAAGGCCGAUGCUCCAGCCUUUGGGAAAGUCGCUCCACGCUCCAGUAAAAUUGGGUACACUCCGCUCCAGCUCCACUCCAGCUCCACUGGUCACUGGGUCACAGGGGAGAUCGAUACAUGGUAUUUCACAUAGGCUUAAUCAUUACAGUGUAUCGAUUCAAACUUUCAGGAACAUACCAUUGUGUCACAUUGUGGAGGAGAACAAUAGAGGGUGUUUUAGAGAGUUACAGGGAAAUUCUGCUGGGAAAUAUUCAGAGUAUUUCCUGUCACCAUCUGAGACCACAAUUUCCUGGUUCAGAUACGUUUCCUCACUGACAGCAGUUCACUCCUCCUUUGAUUCUAACCUCAUUUUGGAUUAAUAGGCUUUAUAAUCGUUUUCCCACUUAAGACUUAUAAUAUGAGGGAAAUAUUUUAGGCAAAGUGUGUCCCGCCUCAGUGGGUAAUAGUUAUUAUUUUUGUAUCUCUCUUUAUGUGAGGGACAUACCAUUUUAUUUGUGAAUGUGUCAGGUAAGCCACUGACCCAGCCAGUUACUGCUGCUAGUUUAAUCUGGUAACAUGCGACUUUGUCAUGGAGUUAUUAUUUUACUGUUAAAGACAUAGUAACCAUUGCAAGGGUGACUGACCAUGGUGAGAGCCAUCAGGGCUUAGAGAGAAACACCUGGAGGUGUUAAGCUGCCCUGCGGCCAUUUUGUAGUAUAUCCAAGCUGGUUAGUUUAGUUAGAAGGUGAAAUAGCAUUGUGAGGUAGAGAGCAUCAUGGCUUUCAAGACAUUUGUCUGUGCAUAUGGUUGUGAUGAGCAAUGCAUAACAGGACUAAGCACAAGCAGUGUUCUGUAUUCAUGUAUAAGAAGCGAUAACCACAUCGAAUCAUAUCAUGUUUUUCUCAAUGUGGUUUCUGUGGUUUGUAUUUGUAUUGAAACACGAAUGACAGCAGUAUACAUAACCCUCUUGUGACUGGGGAUCAUGAGGAGUGCUGGGAGACAUAUUUAGUAAACCACCAUUCCUGAGUCAUUGGAGAUGUGACAUUUCCCCUUAUUGUUAGAAUUUUUUUCAGUAAAAACAUGAUCAUGCCCCAAUAUUCCUUUUCAAUCUUAAAGUAACUGCCCAGUGAAAAUCUCACUUUUAAAAGUUAAUAUUCUGUCAACCUACAGUACGCCGUGAAGGACUGAAAUCCUGCAGCGCCCGCAAGGUCCCCCUGUUCAAGAAAGCACAUAUACAGGGCAUUGAAAAUGGGUCGUGGAUGGGUAUUCCAGCAUGACAAUGACCCAAAACACACGGCCAAGCAACAAAGGAGUGGCUCAAGAAGAAGCACAUUAAGGUCCUGGAGUGGCCUAGCCAGUCUCCAGACCUUAAUCCCAUAGAAAAUCUGUGGAGGGAGCUGAAGGUUCGAGUUGCCAAACGUCAGCCUCGAAACCUUAAUGACUUGGAGAAGAUCUGCAAAGAGGAGUGGAACAAAAUCCCUCCUGAGAUGUGUGCAAACCUGGUGGCCAACUACAAGAAACGUCUGACCUCUGUGAUUGCCAACAAGGGUUUUGCCACCAAGUACUAAGUCAUGUUUUUCAAUCUUAAAGUUUUGCAGAGGGGUCAAAUACUUAUUUCCCUCAUUAAAAUGCAAAUACAUUUAUAACAUUUUUUUGGAUUUUUUUGUUGUUGUUAUUCUGUCUCUCACUGUUCAAAUAAACCUACCAUUAAAAUUAUAGACUGAUCAUUUCUUUGUCAGUGGGCAAACGUACAAAAUCAGCAGGGGAUCAAAUACUUUUUUCCCUCACUGUACAGGUAGCUGGAAAAGCUGUUUCUUUGUGUGUGAAAUAGAACAAUUUACGUUUCCCAGCAAAAAAACAAAUAGUUUGAAAGUACACCAUGUUUGUUCUCAUCAGUCUUUACAUUGUAUUUCUGUAUGUCCUAAUAUUUGUUUAUAAUGUUGCACUGAAGGUCCCUGUUGCCACUGCAAUAGGAAAAUGUGUUAACUUUACUGUCACAUUGUCUCUGCUAAACAACGUGUGUGUGUGUGUGUGUGUGUGUGUGUGUGUGUGUGUGUGUGUGUGUGUGUGUACAGGAGAGUGUGUUUGAGGAGAUUGAGGCCAAGCAGAGUGUCUUCCAGGUGGUGGAGAGUCACGUGGGAGAGGGCGUGAUCCUCAGUAGCUCCACCUCCUGCCUGUUGCCUAGCAACGUCUUCUCCCGGCUCCAGAACCGGAAGCGCUGCAUCAUAUCUCACCCGGUCAGUACAGCGCUAACCCAAACACCAAGGCUGUGUCCAAUAUGGCGCCGUAAUCCCAUUCCUUUUGGCCAGAGCCCUGCACAGCAUAGGGAACAGGAUGCUAUUUCAGAUUUGCACAAACUCUCUCUCCCUGUCCGAGGCCAGUACUUUUGGUGUUUGCACAAGGGAAUGACCCAUCCAUUCCAACAGUAAAAUGUGUAACCUUCAGGUUCUAAUCCCUAGGUUGCAACACUACAUUUUAUUGCAGUCCAGUCCUUGUCCAGUCUUAAAUACAGUGGGGGAAAAAAGUAUUUAGUCAGCCACCAAUUGUGCAAGUUCUCCCACUUAAAAAGAUGAGAGAGGCCUGUAAUUUUCAUCAUAGGUACACGUCAACUAUGACAGACAAAAUGAGAAAAAAAAUCCAGAAAAUCACAGUGUAGGAUUUUUUAUGAAUCUAUUUGCAAAUUAUGGUGGAAAAUAAGUAUUUGGUCAAUAACAAAAGUUUCUCAAUACUUUGUUAUAUACCCUUUGUUGGCAAUGACACAGGUCAAACGUUUUCUGUAAGUCUUCACAAGGUUUUCACACACUGUUGCUGGUAUUUUGGCCCAUUCCUCCAUGCAGAUCUCCUCUAGAGCAGUGAUGUUUUGGGGCUGUCGCUGGGCAACACGGACUUUCAACUCCCUCCAAAGAUUUUCUAUGGGGUUGAGACCUGGAGACUGGCUAGGCCACUCCAGGACCUUGAAAUGCUUCUUACGAAGCCACUCCUUCGUUGCCCGGGUGGUGUGUUUGGGAUCAUUGUCAUGCUGAAAGACCCAGCCACGUUUCAUCUUCAAUGCCCUUGCUGAUGGAAGGAGGUUUUCACUCAAAAUCUCACUAUACAUGGCCCCAUUCAUUCUUUCCUUUACACGGAUCAGUCGUCCUGGUCCCUUUGCAGAAAAACAGCCCCAAAGCAUGAUGUUUCCACCCCCAUGCUUCACAGUAGGUAUGGUGUUCUUUGGAUGCAACUCAGCAUUCUUUGUCCUCCAAACACGACGAGUUGAGUUUUUACCAAAAAGUUAUAUUUUGGUUUCAUCUGACCAUAUGACAUUCUCCCAAUCCUCUUCUGGAUCAUCCAAAUGCACUCUAGCAAACUUCAGACGGACCUGGACAUGUACUGGCUUAAGCAGGGGGACACGUCUGGCACUGCAGGAUUUGAGUCCCUGGCGGCGUAGUGUGUUACUGAUGGUAGGCUUUGUUACUUUGGUCCCAGCUCUCUGCAGGUCAUUCACUAGGUCCCCCCGUGUGGUUCUGGGAUUUUUGCUCACCGUUCUUGUGAUCAUUUUGACCCCACGGGGUGAGAUCUUGCGUGAAGCCCCAGAUCGAGGGAGAUUAUCAGUGGUCUUGUAUGUCUUCCAUUUCCUAAUAAUUGCUCCCACAGUUGAUUUCUUCAAACCAAGCUGCUUACCUAUUGCAGAUUCAGUCUUCCCAGCCUGGUGCAGGUCUACAAUUUUGUUUCUGGUGUCCUUUGACAGCUCUUUGGUCUUGGCCAUAGUGGAGUUUGGAGUGUGACUGUUUGAGGUUGUGGACAGGUGUCUUUUAUACUGAUAACAAGUUCAAACAGGUGCCAUUAAUACAGGUAACGAGUGGAGGACAAAGGAGCCUCUUAAAGAAGAAGUUACAGGUCUGUGAGAGCCAGAAAUCUUGCUUGUUUGUAGGUGACCAAAUACUUAUUUUCCACCAUAAUUUGCAAAUAAAUUCAUUAAAAAUCCUACAAUGUGAUUUUCUGGAUUUUCUUUUCUCAAUUUGUCUGUCAUAGUUGACGUGUACCUAUGAUGAAAAUUAUAGGCCUCUCUCAUCUUUUUAAGUGGGAGAACUUGCACAAUUGGUGGCUGACUAAAUACUUUUUUUCCCCACUGUAAGUAUUAGAGAACCUUCUGGACUUUACCCCCUCUUCCCUCAGUCGCCUAACAACUAGCUAACCACUGAAAUUCCACCCUUAUCAUCGCCUUGAGGCUGAAACACACACACAUACACACACAGUCCUUUGUGGCCAGAGAGACGAGUUCACCUUUACCUGGGAAGGUUUGUGUGCAUGUGCGCAUAUGUGUGUGGUGAAUGUUUAAUCCCCCCAUGGUUUUACCUCAGUGCCACUCCUUUCAGAGAGGCCUUCACAGAGGGAAAUGUGUGAGGUAAGCCCUGCUUAUGGCUCACAGAGUAAUGUGGUCCAACAGAGAAGAACACACCCUGGGUGUAUAUAUAGGGCUGUGGAGGUCAUUACAUUUUGUCAACCCGUGAUUGUCAUGCAGGUAACUGCCGGUCUCACGGUAAUUGACCGUAAUUAAUAUAAACAUGUUUAGGAUCUCCAGCUUCCACACAUAGUCUACAAGCCACUGAUGCGGACCUUUGGAACAUCUAUAUUUUAAAAAGUAUAAUAAAUCAAUUUAAUAUAGCCAACACCAUCACAAUAAAUCCAUUAUUUAUUUCAGGCCUUAUGUUAGGCCCUGAUCUGGCUAUGCCUUAUGUCUGUGGGCAAUACUAGUUCAUUUAGCAGGCAAGAUUUGCUUAUGAUUCCCGUGGUAUUCUUUUAUAGAAAGAACAAUACAAUUGAGCAUAGCUGAAUAAAAUCGAAAAUAUAUUUUUCCCAAAACAAUUUCCGAGGGACUUUGUACAUGGAGCUAUUCUGUGUUGAGGUCCUCCUAUAGUGAGGGAAAAAAGUAUUUGAUCCCCUGGUGAUUUUGUACGUUUGCCCAGUGACAAAGAAAUGAUCAGUCUAUCAUUUUAAUGGUAGGUUUAUUUGAACAGUGAGAGACAGAAUAACAACAACAAAAAACAGAAAAACACAUGUCAAAAAUGUUAUAAAUUGAUUAGCAUUUUAAUGAGGGAAAUAAGUAUUUGACCCCCUCUCAAUCAGAAAGAUUUCUGGCUCCCAGGUGUCUUUUAUACAGGUAACGAGCUGAGAUUAGGAGCACACUCUUAAAGGGAGUGCUCCUAAUCUCAGCUUGUUAUCUGUAUAAAAGACACCUGUCCACAGAAGCAAUCAAUCAAUCAGAUUCCAAACUCUCCACCAUGGCCAAGACCAAAGAGCUCUCCAAGGAUGUCAGGGAUAAGAUUGUAGACCUACACAAGGUUGGAAUGGGCUACAAGACAAUCGCCAAGCAGCUUGGUGAGAAGGUGACAACAGUUGGUGUGAUUAUUCGCAAAUGGAAGAAACACAAAAGAACUGUCAAUCUCCCUCGGCCUGGGGCUCCAUGCAAGAUCUCACUUCGUGGAGUUGCAAUGAUCAUGAGAACGGUGAGGAAUCAGCCCAGAACUACACGGGAGGAUCUUGUCAAAGAUCUCAAGGCAGCUGGGACCAUAGUCACCAAGAAAACAAUUGGUAACACACUACGCCAUGAAGGACUGAAAUCCUGCAGCGUCUGCAAGGUCCCCCUGUUCAAGAAAGCACAUAUACAGGGCCGUCUGAAGUUAGCCAAUGAACAGCUGAAUGAUUCAGAGGAGAACUGGGUGAAAGUGUUGUGGUCAGAUGAGACCAACAUUUUGCUCUUUGGCAUCAACUCAACUCGCCAUGUUUGGAGGAGGAGGAAUGCUCCCUAUGACCCCAAGAACACCAUCCCCACCAUCAAACAUGGAGGUGGAAACAUUAUGCUUUGGGGGUGUUUUUCUGCUAAGGGGACAAGACAACUUCACCGCAUCAAAGGGACGAUGGACGGGGCCAUGUACCGUCAAAUCUUGUGUGAGAACCUCCUUCCCUCAGCCAGGACAUUGAAAAUGGGUCGUGGAUGGGUAUUCCAGCAUGACAAUGAAGAAGAAGCACAUUAAGGUCCUGGAGUGGCCUAGCCAGUCUCCAGACCUUAAUCCCAUACAAAAUCUGUGGAGGGAGCUGAAGGUUCGAGUUGCCAAACGUCAGCCUCGAAACCUUAAUGACUUGGAGAAGAUCUGCAAAGAGGAGUGGAACAAAAUCCCUCCUGAGAUGUGUGCAAACCUGGUGGCCAACUACAAGAAACGUCUGACCUCUGUGAUUGCCAACAAGGGUUAUGCCACCAAGUACUAAGUCAUGUUUUGCAGAGGGGUCAAAUACUUAUUUCCCUCAUUAAAAUGCAAAUAAAUUUAUAACAUUUUUGACAUGCGUUUUUCUGGAUUUUUUGUUGUUAUUCUGUCUCUCACUGUUCAAAUAAACCUACCAUUAAAAUUAUAGACUGAUCAUGUCUUUGUCAGUGGGCAAACGUACAAAAUCAGCAGGGGAUCAAAUACUUUUUUCCCUCACUGUAUAUGCUUAAUUUAGAGUUAUUGUGCAACUUUAGUUGUGAUACAAACGUUAAGCUAUAUAUUUUGAUUUCUAAUACAUUCUAAGGCUGCAUGAUGCGACAAAUGAUUAUUUGAAAAAAGUUACAUGAAAGGGAAACGCUCUGCUCUGUUUCUUUCGCAUGCUGCACACACUUCAUCAGUCUCUCAUUCACAAUUUGAUAAGCACUUGAUCAUAUUCUCACGCAGUUUCUUCAAUUUAAUCUGGUCUUUACAUAUAGCCUACUAAUAUAUGUGUGGAAUUAUUUUUGAUUUAGAAUGGCCCACAAAAAAAAGAAAGUAAUCCAUAGGUUACAUGCAGUUAGGUAGGCUACAACGUUUGUAAAGCGGAUUAAUGUGCUUAGUUUUUACGAAUUGAGUAAUAAAUAUAGCAGCACGAGAAAGCUGGGAUCUGCUUUUAAAAAGUGUCCUGUCUAAACUCUGUUUUCACAGGCGAUUACGCAAUGACUGGGCUUAUAAGAACACGUUUCAGUAGGCUCUGUAGGCUAUGGGCUCUCCAUCCAUGUUCCAGAGGUCUUGGGCUUAUAGGCUACAUUUUGAGUUAUUUGGCCUCUUUAAUUGUGAUACAAACCUUUGCAAAAUAUAUAGGCCUAUGGACUAGGCUACAUGAUACAUGCGACUGUGAUUUGAAAAAGUCACAAAAAAAUACAUGCGCUGUGCAUCAUUCACAACUGAAAAUAUUCUCACCAUUCAGACUAUUCUCAAUUUAAUCUUGUCUUUACAUAUACUCAACAAUAUGUAUCAUCCGCCUGUCGGAACAGGAGCAGGGUAAAAAAAUACAUGUCAUCUGUAUGCACUCGAAUAGCAAAUAUAAGACGCUUUUCCUGCGGUUCAGCCAGGCAGGCUACUCCAGUUGUAAAGCAAAGCAAUGUGCUUAAUAUAUGGAAAGUUGAGAAAUAAAUAUAGUAGGCCUAGCUGAUAGAAAGCUGAUGGGAUCCUCCUCUUUUUAAUAGAGGCCAUCAAAACGCUGUUUUCUCACGCAAUUGCAUAGUGUAUAGAAAUUGUAUUUAAUGCAUCAACGAGCUAUAAGGAGCUGGCUCUCGCUGCUCAACAGGUGAUCCUAUUCCGCUCAAACUCUGAAUGCCAGGGCUCUUAUAAAGUGUUUGAUUUGAUUUUCGAUUGCAUUUGCAUUGAUGUCAGAGUGAUUAGAGGGACAAUAGAGCGCUGAGUACCGGCCAUUAGCAACUGUCCGUUAGCAAGUUUCAGAGGCAUCAGAGCGCAGUUUUGGAGAAGCCUAGUUACCGUGACUCAACGGUCACAUGGAAUUUGACUGAGGUCAUGACCGGUGUGGCGGUAAUGCGGUCACCGCAACAGCCCUAGGUGUGUAGCAUAGCAUCGCAAUAGUCUCAAUUAGCUUCCUUCCCGCUGUCUCCUCUCCCAAAUCUGUACUGAUGUGAGAGAGCUGGACUAGUGAAACUCCUGGUACACGACCACCAUAUUGUUUUCACCCACCCUGUUUUUCUAAAUCCUAACAUAAAGAAGUGAGGCACUAGGGAAUGUUCCCUCUAAACUGCGCACGGGCACGCAGCUCCCCGGGAUUCCGCGCAGAAGAAAUAUCAUCCUGCGCAGAUAAGCAGGAGAUUGAAUUUAACUCAACUUUCUAGAGUUUUCCCCCUUAGUUACCCCUAUCAAUGUUUCUCUUUACUGUGGGAAUUAUGAUCGAAUCAACACAAUAUUAGCCACUUUCAAUGCAACAUACCGAAACAAAACUAACUAUGCAAGACUUAGGUAGUAUGCAAAACUAACUAUGCAAGAGAUUCUGUUGUAGGCAGAACGCUUCGGAGUAGGAUUCUAUUGCAUUGACACGCAUGACUCAGCCCGUACUCUACACAGACCGGUGCGGCAUAACCAAUCAGAGCUGCAGUAGGCCUAUAUGCAACUAGACCAUUGCCAUAUAUGGAUCUGUGCCAUUCACUUUGAACUGGACUGUGUUUACAGCAUGAGCAGUCGUGAGUAGAUGUGCUUGUUUUGAGAUCAAAGCGAGAGCUGCAUGUAGCGACGUGUGCACAUUUGUUCAUAUCCUAUGCUAGUUAGUGAGUUAUUAGCCCAGUUAUAGAUAAUAUGUAGUCAGUAAUGGGGGAGAUUUAUUCCUACAAGAGCACAAAACGUGUACAUUUCUAGACAUCUUUGAAAAGCGAGUUGGAUAAGAGCUUAUUUUUUUGUCUUAAAGGGGCAGUGUUAUAUUUUGAGACGGUCUUGAAUAAGCUAAGUAGCCAAUAGGCAGAGGGUAGCAUAAUUUGGCUGAUUCCUGUGAUAAUGGUAUGGGAAUAAUAAUGCAUUUUAUUUUGUAUAGAGUUUUCUUGCAUCAAACACCACAACAACAUUUUCAGUCACCUCCUUGUCUGAAGGACAAGUGGAUAAACAGGUUAACGUCAAGCCCUACAUGUUUUUUUCAUAUAGGCCUACAUUGAACACCACAUAUUGGCUGCUACUGUAGGCUGAAUGAUAGAACAGCUAUUUCUAUGUUAAAAUGUUAUGGGAUGCUUUUUCUCCAUUGUUUUUGAUGGUAGGCCACUCUGGUAGACCUACGUUAUGAUCAAAUAACCACAGUAGCCUACUUGACCACUGUCUCAAACUGUAACUUAAAGCGGGUAGAGCCUGUGUUCAGAGUAAAACAUUUGAGGGAACAUUGGCACUAGGGAAUGAAGAGAUGGUCUAUUGAUAUGGAGACGGUCUCUCUGUUGUUGUUUGAGCUGACAAGUUUUGAUCCCUAAAGGUGAACCCGCCCUACUACGUGCGUCUGGUGGAGCUGGUGCCACACCCAGAGACAUUGCCGGGGGUGAUGGACACCACCUAUGCUCUGAUGACCGCCGUGGGCCAGGCUCCUGUCAGGCUGAAGAAGGAGAUUGAUGGCUUCGCCCUGAACCGUGUGCAGUACGCCAUCAUCGCUGAGUCCUGGAGGCUGGUCAAGGUGGGAGGCAGACUGAAUACUGUGCAACAUACCCUCCUCUCUUAUCACUGUAUUGGUCUGUUAAAUAGUUAGGAACCAAGGGAUUAUUUCUCAGGAGUGGAGGUGGAUUUUAGCUGUUGUUGACACUGGCAGUCCUUGUAGACAAGAGUCCCUCAGUCCUUGUAACUUUGGACUUUGGAUCCCUAAUAGUUAUUCUGAUGGUCAUGUCUAAAUGGGAGUGGAGGGGGAAGUCUCUGUCAGUUGCCUUCAGGUCUAAUCUCCAUGCUAUCUUUGCAAAAGUGUAACUGUGAUACAAUGGGGACAUUGGGGACUAAAUAAAUCUCUUACCUGAUGACAAUCUCUAUUACCACCACACGGAUGGAGGAGAUGAUUCGGCCCGAUGUGUCUUAGUUCCAACUCCUAGUGCUUGUUUAACCUCUUAAGGAUCGGACCCUUUUUUUCAAUUUUCGCCUAAAAUGACAUACCUAAAUCUAACUGCCUGUAGCUCAGGACCUGAAGCAAGGAUAUGCAUAUUUUUGAUACCAUUUGAAAGGAAACACUUUGAAGUUUGUGGAAAUGUGUAAUUAAUGUAGGAGAAUAUAACACAUAAGAUCUGGUAAAAGAUAAUACAAACAAAAAAACAUGCAGGUUUAUUUCUUUAUUUUUUAAUCAGCUUUGAAAUGCAAGAGAAAGGCCACAAUGUAGCUCAGCUGGUAGAGCACGGCGCUUGUAACGCCAAGGUAGUGGGUUCGAUCCCCGGGACCACCCAUACACAAAAAUGUAUGCACGCAUGACUGUAAGUCGCUUUGGAUAAAAGCGUCUGCUAAAUGGCAUAUUAUUAUAUUAUUAUAUUAUAAUAUUGCAGAUUAGGCGCAAUUUAGAUGUUGGCCACUAGAUGGCAGCAGGGUGCGCGCAAAGUUUCAGAUUGAUCCAGUGAAGCAUUGCAAUACUGGACUAUUUUGUAUCAAGUCUGCCCAAAUGUGCCGAAUUGGUCAAUUGAUAAAUUUUCAAGUACAGUCGUGGUCAAAAGUUUUGAGAAUGACACAAGUAUUGGUCUUCACAACGUUCGCUGCUUCAGUGUUAUGAGAUAUUUUUGUCAGAUGUUACUAUGGUAUACUGAAGUAUAAUUAAAAGCAUUCCAUAAGUGUCAAAGGCUUUUAUUGACAAUGACAUUAAGUUUACGCAAAGAGUCAAUAUUUGCAGUGUUGACCCUUCUUUUUCAAGACCUCUGCAAUCCGCCCUGGCAUGCUGUCAAUUAACUUCUGGGUCACAUCCUGACCACAUCCGAAUUUGUGGGUUUUUGUUUGUCCACCCGCCUCUUGAGGAUCGACCACAAGUUCUCAAUGGUAUUAAGGUCUGGGGAGUUUCCUGGCCAUGGACCCAACAUGUCGAUGUUUUGUUCCCUGAGCCACUUAGUUAUCACUUUUGCCUUAUGGCAAGGUGUUCCAUCAUGCUGGAAAAGGCAUUGGUCGUCACCAAACUGUUCUUGGGUGGUUGGGAGAAGUUGCUCUCGGAGGAUGUGUUGGUACCAUUCUUUAUUCAUGGCUGUGUUCUCAGGCAAAAAUGUGAGUGAGCCCACUCCCUUGGCUGAGAAGCAACCCCACACAUGAAUGGUCUCAGGAUGCUUUACUGUUGGCAUGACACAGGACUGAUGGUAGCGCUCACCUUGUCUUCUCCGGACAAGGUGUUUUCCGGAUGCCCCAAACAAUCGGAAAGGGGAUUCAUCAGAUAAAAUGACUUUACCCCAGUCCUCAGCAAUCCAAUCCCUGUACCUUUUGCAGAAUAUCAGUCUGUCCCUGAUGUUUUUCCUGGAGAGAAGUGGCUUCUUUGCUGCCCUUCUUGACACCAGGCCAUCCUCCAAAAGUCUUCGCCUCACUGUGCGUGCAGAUGCACUCACACCUGCCUGCUGCCAUCCCUGAGCAAGCUCUGCACUGGUGUUGCACCGAUCCCGCAGCUGAAUCAACUUUAUGAGACGGUCCUGGCGCUUGCUGGACUUUCUUGGGUACCCUGACACCUUCUUCACAACAAUUGAACCUCUCUCCUUGAAGUUCUUGAUGAUCCGAUAAAUGGUUGAUUUAGGUGCAAUCUUACUAGCAGCAAUAUCCUUGCCUGUGAAGCCCUUUUUGUGCAAAGCAAUGAUGACGGCACGUGUUUCCUUGCAGGUAACCAUGGUUAACAGAGGAAGAACAAUGAUUUCAAGCACCACCCUCCUUUUAAAGCUUCCCGUCUGUUAUUCUAACUCAAUCAGCAUGACAGAGUGAUCUUCAGCCUUGUCCUCGUCAACACUCUCACCUGUGUUAACGAGAGAAUCACUGACAUGAUGGCAGCUGGUCCUUUUGUGGCAGGGCUGAAAUGCAGUGGAAAUGUUUUUUUGGGAUUAAGUUCAUUUUCAUGGCAAAGAGGGACUUUGCAAUUAAUUGCAAUUCAUCUGAUCACUCUUCAUGACAUUCUGGAGUAUAUGCAAAUUGCCAUCAUCAAAACUGAGGCAGCAGACUUUGUGAAAAUUAGUAUGUGUGUCAUUCUCAAAACGUUUGACCACGACUGUACAUAACUAUAGAGAACAUACAAAAAUGAUAUGGUAAUACAAAAUGUAAGUUUACACACUCCCAGGAAUGUCAUACAUGAUGGAUCAUUAGCUUAUACACUAACUUUCACGCCGGGUGGGGUGGGUGUGGAGCUAGAGACAGCAGGGGUUCAAACUGUAGAAUCCAUUUCCUACAUUUGAAUAUAAAAAUUGAUUUUAUCAAACAAAACUAUGCUACAUUUUAUCUCUGGGACCCUUAGGAUGACAAAUCAGAGCAAGAUUACUGAAUGUAAGUACAGUGGGGAAAAAAAGUAUUUAGUCAGCCACCAAUUGUGCAAGUUCUCCCACUUAAAAAUAUGAGAGAUGCCUGUAAUUUUCAUCAUAGGUACACGUCAACUAUGACAGACAAAUUGAGAAAAAAAAAUCCAGAAAAUCACAUUGUAGGAUUUUUAAUGAAUUUAUUUGCAAAUUAUGGUGGAAAAUAAGUAUUUGGUCACCUACAAACAAGCAAGAUUUCUGGCUCUCACAGACCUGUAACUUCUUCUUUAAGAGGCUCCUCUGUCCUCCCCUCGUUACCUGUAUUAAUGGCACCUGUUUGAACUUGUUAUCAGUAUAAAAUACACCUGUCCACAACCUCAAACAGUCACACUCCAAACUCCACUAUGGCCAAGACCAAAGAGCUGUCAAAGGACACCAGAAACAAAAUUGUAGACCUGCACCAGGCUGGGAAGACUGAAUCUGCAAUAGGUAAGCAGCUUGGUUUGAAGAAAUCAACUGUGGGAGCAAUUAUUAGGAAAUGGAAGACAUACAACACCACUGAUAAUCUCCCUCGAUCUGGGGCUCCACGCAAGAUCUCACCCCGUGGGGUCAAAAUGAUCACAAGAACGGUGAGCAAAAAUCCCAGAACCACACGGGGGGACCUAGUGAAUGACCUGCAGAGAGCUGGGACCAAAGUAACAAAGCCUACCAUCAGUAACACACUACGCCGCCAGGGACUCAAAUCCUGCUGUGUCCCCCUGCUUAAGCCAGUACAUGUCCAGGCCCGUCUGAAGUUUGCUAGAGUGCAUUUGGAUGAUCCAGAAGAGGAUUGGGAGAAUGUCAUAUGGUCAGAUGAAACCAAAAUAGAACUUUUUGGUAAAAACUCAACUCAUCGUGUUUGGAGUACAAAGAAUGCUGAGUUGCAUCCAAAGAACACCAUACCUACUGUGAAGCAUGGGUGUGGAAACAUCAUGCUUUGGGGCUGUUUUUCUGCAAAGGGACCAGGACGACUGAUCCGUGUAAAGGAAAGAAUGAAUGGGGCCAUGUAUCGUAAGAUUUUGAGUGAAAACCUCCUUCCAUCAGCAAGGGCAUUGAAGAUGAAACGUGGCUGGGUCUUUCAGCAUGACAAUGAUCCCAAACACACCGCCUGGGCAACGAAGGAGUGGCUUCGUAAGAAGCAUUUCAAGGUCCUGGAGUGGCCUAGCCAGUCUCCAGAUCUCAACCCCAUAGAAAAUCUUUGGAGGGAGUUGAAAAUCCGUGUUGCCCAGCGACAGCCCCAAAACAUCACUGCUCUAGAGGAGAUCUGCAUGGAGGAAUGGGCCAAAAUACCAGCAACAGUGUGUGAAAACCUUGUGAAGACUUACAGAAAACGUUUGACCUGUGUCAUUGCCAACAAAGGGUAUAUAACAAAGUAUUGAGAAACUUUUGUUAUUGACCAAAUACUUAUUUUCCACCAUAAUUUGCAAAUAAAUUCAUAAAAAAUCCUACAAUGUGAUUUUCUGGAAUUUCUUUUCUCAUUUUGUCUGUCAUAGUUGACGUGUACCUAUGAUGAAAAUUACAGGCCUCUCUCAUCUUUUUAAGUGGGAGAACUUGCACAAUUGGUGGCUGACUAAAUACUUUUUUUCCCCACUGUACAUUAUUUACCUUCAGAGGUGAAUGUAUCAAACCAGUUGCCGUGAUACGUUUUUUGUUGUUGUGCACUCUCCUCAAACAAUAGCAUGGUAUGUUUUCACUGUAAUAGCUACUGUAAAUUGGACAGUGCAGUUAGAUUAACAAUAAUUUAAGCUUUCUGCCCAUAUAAGACAUGUCAAUGUCCUGGAAAGUUUGCUGUUACUUACAACAGUCAUGCUAAUCAUAUUAGCGCACAUUAGCUCAACCGUCCCGUAUACGGGACACCGAUCCCGUAGAGGUUAAAGAGCUGAACUCUCAGGGCUGGUUUCCAGGUCCGAAAUUAAGCCUAGUCCUGGACUAAAAACAAGCUUAAUGGAGAAUAUCCAUUAAAGGUGCUUUGUAGGCCAGGUCUAAGCUUAAUCACAAUCACUUAAUCACUCUGGGUAAACAGCCCCUUUUGAUAUUUUAUCUACAAUCCCACCCCAAUAGACUGUUGAACAGGACAUAUCUCUGUACCACCCUGAUACUGAGGCUGAUGCCUUGAAAGGUACACAACUGUAUUCAGCCCUGCUGCACUGUACACCCCUUCAGAAAUGAAUUGGCUCAGCCACAUGUCAGCAUGGAGGAAAAUGUGUAAGAAAUCCCAUCACUCAUCCCAGUACUGACAAAGAAAAGCGCUAAUGGCCGCAAUCUAGGGUUUACGUCAAUCAGUGAGCUUUAUUACACUAUAUAUACAAAAGUAUGUGGACACCUCUUAAAAUGUGUGGAUUCGGCUAUUUCAGCCACACCCGUUGCUGACAGGUGCAUAAAAUCGAGCACACCGCCAUGCAAUCUCCAUAGACAAACAUUGGCAGUAGAGUGGCAGUAGAGAGCUCAGUGACUUUCAACGUGGCACAGUCAUACAUUUACAUUUACGUCAUUUAGCAUAGGAUGCCACCUUUCCAACAAGUCAGUUUGUCAAAUUUCUGCCCUGCUAGAGCAGCCCCGGUCAACUGUAAGUGCUGUGAUUGUGAAGGGGAAACGUCUAGGAGCAACAAGCCGCGAAGUGGUAGGCCACACAAGCUCACAGAACGGGACCGCCGAGUGCUGAAUCGCGUAGUGCGUAAAAAUCGUCUGUCCUCGGUUGCAACACUCACUACCAAGUUCCAAACUGCCUCUGGAAGCAACGUCAGCACAAGAACUGUACGUCUGGAGCUUCAUGAAAUGGGUUUCCAUGGCCGAGCAGCCUCACACAAGCCUAAGAUCACCAUGCGCAAUGCCAAGCGUCGGCUGGAGUGGUGUAAAGCUCACCGCCAUUGGACUCUGGAGCAGUGGAAACACGUUCUCUGAGUGAUGAAUCACGCUUCACCAUCUGGCAGUCCGAAGCACGAAUCUGGGUUUGGCGGAGGAGGAAUAAUGGUCUGGGGCUGUUUUUCAUGGUUCGGGCUAGGCCCCUUAGUUCCAGUGAAGGGAAAUCUUAGCGCUACAGCAUACAAUGACAUUCUAGACGAUUCUGUGCUUCCAACUUUGUGGCAACAGUUUGGGGGAAGGCCCUUUCCUGUUUCAGCAUUACAAUGACCCCAUGCACAAAGGGAGGUCCAUACAGAAAUAAUUUGUUGAGAUUGGUGUGGAAGAACUUGACUGGCCUGCACAGAGCCCUGACCUCAACCCCAUCGAACACCUUUGGGAUGAAUUGAAACACCGACUGCGAGCCAGGCCUAAUCGCCCAACAUCAGUGCCCGACCUCACUAAUGCGUUUGUGGCUGAAUGGAAGCCGCAGCAAUGUUCCAACAUCUAGUGGAAAGCCUUCCCAGAAGAGUGGAGUCUGUUAAAGCAGCAAAGGGGGGACCAACUCCAUAUGAAUGCCCAUGAUUUUUGAAUGAGAUGUUCGACAAGCAGGUGUCCACAUACUUUUGGUCAUGUAGUGUAUCUCAGACAGGAAAUAGACCACAGUCCCUCUGUCUUUGUCAGCACACAACUAUAAUGGAGCAUUUAUAAUCCCCUAAUUACUAAAUGUAUUUUUAUGCUGUCUUUUUUGUUGGUGGGUGAGAUUUACAAAAGAUUCCCCACAUUCAGCUUCCUGACGCAGUACGUUUUGUCCCUGCGGUACUGUUACAGUUACAGUACACCUGAGUUACAGUGUAUCAGAUGCCCACGGACUGGUCUGAACUGGUCUCACAGACCCACCUAGCCCUCACAGCUAGGCUACCGCUAUCCUGUCCAAACACAGUAGCACCAAGGACAAGAGAAACACUGUUACAACAGGAGCUGUUUUGGCCACAACAGCAGGCUAGGAAUCCACUGAAAUAGAAACCACAGGUGUUUGUACAUAACCUUUACACCCCAAUACAGUUAAUUAGGGUGUCAUAAAUUAUGUUUAUGUCUUGGUAUGCAUAUAGCCUAGUAAGCCUACCACCCUCUCCUCUCAUUUUCACUCAAAUGUAUAAUGUGGGAGGAAUGAGCCAAGAGUGAAGGAAUCAAGAGCUGUGUAAACUGUGUCUGGGAGGUGGGUGUGGGGGGCAGUAAGGAAAAGAUGAUGAGGUGUUAUCACAGAAAGGUGUACUUGUGAAAAGCCUGGUCGUUAAAGGGAGAGAACUAGAGACCAUCUCAAGGUGACCAGGCAGUCACCCUGCUUUCUACUUCUACUAUAAAGAAAAGUGAAGUAUUUAUUGUUGUGAACCCUAGACUAUGAUGUGAACAGUGAAUUGGAUGAUUUUCCAUGAAGUGACACUGACACUUCCCUAUCAUGGUCAUCCAUAUCAGCAGAAAGAAAGCUAUUUUUGCAAGGAGUUUCCCAGUGAAAGGACAAAUUGUUGAUGUUCCCACUUCAUUAAAAUAAAAAAAAGCCAAGAUCAGAAUUACAUGGUAAGUAGGGCUGAAGUCUCAGAUAAUGUGCACAGUCACGACGGCUUUGCUUUUGUGGCUCUUUAUCUGGCCUAGUACUGGACAUGAAACCUCUCAAGCUUAAAGAAAGAACGCCUCAGUGGUGCUUUUGUCAUGUCACUGUCUGCCACUUAUUUGGCAAUGUCAAUUAGCAUUGAUUUCACCAAACAUUUAGAGUCAAUGAACCUCUACCCAAGAGGAUAAUUAUUCUACUUCCAUUGUCUUCAUACAAUAACAGCGUUGAAAGCCCAGUGGAAUGCACAGAGUCAAAACAUUCCGACCCACUCGAUUAGCUCUUCAGUCUGGAUGUGUAUUAGCGUGUAACACUGUAGUGUCUUUAAAGAGUUAUCCUCACCUCACAGACAGGUUAAGUGAGCCUUCAGAGUGAAGGUCACAGCUCUCGUGAGCGCAGUCAGUCCACUCAAUAAAGCGUUGUGGUCACGCUACUGAGAACGUCUGUGUUGUUUUUAGCUCAGAGAACGGAGCGUCUUCACUUUGUAUCCAUAGAGAGAAAUAGUUAUGGCGUCUUUUUGUAAGCACUAACUCUGCUAUUGGUUCGUUGGACAAAGCCUAUGGGGAAAAUUAAUGGCGUUUUUGUAGGGUUUUGGGAUAAACGCCGAAAAUAAGGUCUGUGUUAAACACAGGUUUAGGAGAUCAUAUACGUUUUGUUCUAUGAGAUCAUUUUCAUCAGCUAACGUCACUUUUUGUGAAUUUUGAAGAAUGUAUGUAAUAAAAAAAGCACAUAAAGGCUUCAAAGGUCAUGUUAACUGACUGCUGUUACAGUGGGGGAAAAAAGUAUUUAGUCAGCCACCAAUUGUGCAAGUUCUCCCACUUAAAAAGAUAAGAGAGGCCUGUAAUUUUCAUCAUAGGUACACGUCAACUAUGACAGACAAAAUGAGAAAAAAAAAUCCAGAAAAUCACAUUGUAGGAUUUUUUAUGAAUUAAUUUGCAAAUUAUGGUGGAAAAUAAGUAUUUGGUCAAUAACAAAAGUUUCUCAAUACUUUGUUAUAUACCCUUUGUUGGCAAUGACACAGGUCAAACGUUUUCUGUAAGUCUUCACAAGAUUUUCACACACUGUUGCUGGUAUUUUGGCCCAUUCCUCCAUGCAGAUCUCCUCUAGAGCAGUGAUGUUUUGGGGCUGUCACUGGGCAACACAGACUUUCAACUCCCUCCAAAGAUUUUCUAUGGGGUUGAGAUCUGGAGACUGGCUAGGCCACUCCAGGACCUUGAAAUGAUUCUUACGAAGCCACUCCUUUGCCCGGGCGGUGUGUUUGGGAUCAUUGUCAUGCUGAAAGACCCAGCCACGUUUCAUCUUCAAUGCCCUUGCUGAUGGAAGGAGGUUUUCACUCAAAAUCUCACGAUACAUGGCCCCAUUCAUUCUUUCCUUUACACGGAUCAGUCGUCCUGGUCCCUUUGCAGAAAAACAGCCCCAAAGCAUGAUGUUUCCACCCCCAUACUUCACAGUAGGUAUGGUGUUCUUUGGAUGCAACUCAGCAUUCUUUGUCCUCCAAACACGACGAGUUGAGUUUUUACCAAAAAGUUAUAUUUUGGUUUCAUCUGACCAUAUGACAUUCUCCCAAUCCUCUUCUGGAUCAUCCAAAUGCACUCUAGCAAACUUCAGACGGGCCUGGACAUGUACUGGCUUAAGCAGGGGGACACGUCUGGCACUGCAGGAUUUGAGUCCCUGGCGGCGUAGUGUGUUACUGAUGGUAGGCUUUGUUACUUUGGUCCCAGCUCUCUGCAGGUCAUUCACUAGGUCCCCCUGUGUGGUUCUGGGAUUUUUGCUCACCGUUCUUGUGAUAAUUUUGACCCCACGGGGUGAGAUCUUGCGUGGAGCCCCAGAUCGAGGGAGAUUAUCAGUGGUCUUGUAUGUCUUCCAUUUCCUAAUAAUUGCUCCCACAGUUGAUUUCUUCAAACCAAGCUGCUUACCUAUUGCAGAUUCAGUCUUCCCAGCCUGGUGCAGGUCUACAAUUUUGUUUCUGGUGUCCUUUGACAGCUCUUUGGUCUUGGCCAUAGUGGAGUUUGGAGUGUGACUGUUUGAGGUUGUGGACAGGUGUCUUUUAUACUGAUAACAAGUUCAAACAGGUGCCAUUAAUACAGGUAACGAGUGGAGGACAGAGGAGCCUCUUAAAGAAGAAGUUACAGGUCUGUGAGAGCCAGAAAUCUUGCUUGUUUGUAGGUGACCAAAUACUUAUUUUCCACCAUAAUUUGCAAAUAAAUUCAUAAAAAAUCCUACAAUAUGAUUUUCUGGAUUUUUUUCUCUCAAAUUGUCUGUCAUAGUUGGCGUGUACCUAUGAUGAAAAUUACAGGCCUCUCUCAUCUUUUUAAGUGGGAGAACUUGCACAAUUGGUGGCUGACUAAAUACUUUUCCCCCCCACUGUAUCUCAUAGAACAAAACGUAUAAGAUCUCUUAAGCCUGUGUUAACCUCAGACCUUAUUUUCGGCAUUUAUUCCAAAACCCUAUUCUUUUCCCAGUCAUUUUUCCCAUAGGGAUGGCUGAACGAACCAGAGGUCACUCAUUUCUGGGUUUUAGGACUACAAGCUGAGGAGAUUUAUUCCCCACCCCCUAUACAUCUCGUCUGUGCAGAUAAUUACGUCUUAACACGGCCCUGUAGAAACUCAGACGCAUGUCUUUGUGACAUUCCUUGGAGCCCUGGAGUGUUUGGAGUGUCCUGGCUGGCUGUGAGCUGUACCCUGAAGCCAAACUCUGAGGGCACCCUUGGUUCUUUACUGACAAAUGACACAUUGCUGUUACUAUUGAAAUGCUCUGACCUGGGUGGAGUUAAACUUAAGUGGAUGGUUCUCUACCUACACAGUAUGGAACUGAAGGAUGCGUUAGUCACGUGUAUCAUGCCAGCUGAUGCAAAUAACAGUGUGAUACAUGUCAUCUAUAGACACCAUAUGUCAUGAGAGGUUGAGAUCAGUUUUUCAGCUUUUUAAGAUCUUGUAAGGCUGUUGUGCAGGUAAAACCAGACAGAUCUGGGUCAAAAUAUUUGUUUAAAUGUCAAACGUCAAAUAUGUCACUGAGGAUUUUCCUCUUCUACCUCUUUUGGUUGGUUGCUCUCUACUCAUGUUGUCUCUGGGUAGUCAGUAGUCACUGAUCAGUACUGAAACAAAACCAGGCAGUGGUUUGUAAAUCCUUCUGGUUGAGGCUGGCUGCCUUCUGGAUGAACCAGCUGAACCGGCAGCCCUACUAUAACUAUGCAUUAGGUAACCAAAAUCAUGACAGCUGUGAUGGAAACAGGAAGUUUCGGAACAAUUCUAUGAAUGAUCAUUUGUUCAUUGGACAUGGUGGGAUCUUUUUGUGUCUGUAAAAUUAAUUAAUGCGCGAAAUGGCUCUGAAAAUACCUUUAUGUGCAAAUAUUGAUAUAAUAGCCAUUAUAUCGAAGUAAACUUCGAGUCACGUGAUGAUAUGUUGUGUGGUCCUCCCACUACAACUCGGGAAAGCAUGCCGUUUAUUAGGAUACAGAUGAAAUAAGUUAUGAUGAACUUAACAGAGUGAUGUGCACGAUGAUGAGCUUGAUGGUACUUUCCAAUAAAUAUCGAGGGUCUUAUUCUGAUGACAUGAUGAUCGAUGUUUGGCUGCCGUUUGACCAAUGUAAAUCUAUCUCUCUCUUUUGUCCAUAAUUAAAGAAAUCUCAUCAAGUAGGUAGCCUACCCACACUGUAUCUGUGAGCUGUUGGCUAGAGCACAUGUGCAAAGACCAGAAUUGGCACAUUCGCUAUAUAAUGCAAAUGUUUUGUGACAAACCCAUCAGUAGAGUUGAAAAUGCGAUGGAAACCCAUUUACUUGUAUUUUUUAUUCGGUACAUAAGAAUUUAACCGCAAAACUUAUUUUUAUGUGCACUACAACAUAUUUUUAUCCGCAAUAAGUCAAUUUGAUGGAAAAUCUCUGGUGGGAAAGUGCGCAGAUUUUAGAAUAUUCACAUGAAAAUCUGACGCCAAUUGGAUGGAAACCUAGCUAAUGGAAUCAACAUUUGAGAUGGUACUUUAUUAUUUACCAGUCUGGGUCAAUUUCAAUUUAAUUACUGCCAAUUCGCUAAUGCAGAUAUUUCAGUAUUUUCAUUUUCCGAACUGAAUCUACUCAAUUGACAUGUAAUGAUAUUGACACAAUUUGCUUAUUUUAAGCCAGCAUCAACUCAGCUGUUGACCUGUUAUCAUCCUUUAUUCACACCUUGCCUCGGUGCAUGACAAUGUAAACUCACUGUGAUGUCAGAAUCUGGUUUAUCCUGCAUGGUCUCUCCUUUGAUAUGUCUCAUUUCGUUGUUAGCACUCUGAAAGAGGAAGUUGGCAACAUUUUAUUUUACGGUGCUGUAUUGUUAAUUGGUAGGAAAUUAUAUGGCAUCAAUGGAAAUGUACUAGUCACUUAGGCUACAUAGAAUAAUUCAACUCUACAGUACCUGAUACCUAGUGGUGCUUCCCAGAGAAUCCCCCCAAAAUAAUAAAGUAAUUCAUGUUAUUACAAUGUUGCCUUGUAAGUACAUAGGUCUACCUGGUCAUUGCUGUACUCGUUGCAGAAAGCUGAGUGUUAUGGUCGUAUGUAGGGUUAAUGACGGAGAGUUCAAGUGAAGUGUCACUGAUAUUAAUGUUACAUAACAUACCCCCCAAUCACACACACACACACAGAACUUGGCCUUUGAGUCCAAGCCAGUGUCGGAAAGCAGAGUGGCUGAGAACGCAGCCGGUAGCUCCCAGUGAUUAGCAGAGGAAAGGCCCCUUUUCACGGCUGCCCCCCGCCUGGACGCCGCCUCGCGACACCAAGAUAAUGGGCCCAUUGUUGGCCUGCAGGAAGCGAACAAAGACGGCACUGUCCCCCUUUCCCUCUACUCUCCAUAUCUGUGUCUGAGCUUUGAUUUCCCCCUGGUCAGCCAACAAGUAUCUGUUGAGCAGUAAUCUGAGUGGGGAACAGCAGGCCCUGUCCCUGGCCUGGCACUGCCCUCACAGCCUUUCCUCUCCUCUGUACCCUGCCAUUAUCCUGGCACACAGAAUGAGAUGAUUAGGGAAACCCAAUCUGGUGGGAGUAGCCUUAAUGCUGCUGUGCUCUGGUGGGAUGAAAGGAGAAGGGUUGUCUAGUCUGCUGCUUCCUCAGCCCUCCUGACAGACUGAUGGUUGUUUGUUGGGCAGGUAGAAAGCUUAUUAGGAGUGUCGUUGAGGGUGAAUAACCCCUCGUCUGUGUCUUUGGUACCCAGAGUGAGAGGGGAGGGAGGUUGUGCAAAAAUAACACUUUUGCCCUUUUGAGUCUUUUGUUGAAUCUGAGUUAAUUGCUUCCUCCCGUUUCAGGAUGGUGUCAUCUCAGUCAAGGACAUUGACCUGGUAAUGUCAGAGGGGCUGGGAAUGCGCUACGCUUUUAUUGGUCCCAUGGAAACCAUGCACCUUAAUGCACCUGAAGGUAAGUUCCUCCUUUAA
Molecule: messenger RNA, 25661 nt
Organism: Coregonus sp. 'balchen'
Lineage: Eukaryota; Metazoa; Chordata; Actinopteri; Salmoniformes; Salmonidae
Source: the annotation of a GenBank genome assembly